Molecule: messenger RNA, 6314 nt
Organism: Schistosoma margrebowiei
Lineage: Eukaryota; Metazoa; Platyhelminthes; Trematoda; Strigeidida; Schistosomatidae
Source: the annotation of a GenBank genome assembly
AGUUUUAGGAUCUUAGCUUGCAAGUGGACCAAACAGCUCACAGAGAAUACUUUCCAAAACUGGUAAAACGAUAGUGAAAUGUUGGAAGCUGAGAAAUAUGAACAAUCAUCAUCACCGUCAUCAGUAUCUGAUCUUAUCGAUAGUGAGAAUUGUGGAAUAGAUGCAAUUCAGGUUUGUGUUUACCUUGGAAGUCAUAUUAACCUAUUUUAAAUGAUUCUCUAUUGUUAAAUUUCAUUGUUUUCAAACUAUGACUUCCUUUUGGUAUGUCUUUAUUAGAGUUUAAGGGUUUUGGAGAGAUAUGUUCUUGGUUAACCAUAACAAAUUGUAUUCGUCACAUAUUCUCUGUCGCUAUUAACAGUAAUAUAACUAAUGUGUCAAGUUUAGGUAUAUGUACUCAGCCUUGAGUCAUGCUAUUGAUAAGAAGGCUGGUGAAAUUGUCCAAACCAAUGUAUUUAGGAAGUUUUAAACAUAUAACCGAUUGAUUGAAAGCCAGCUGCUCUAGUCACUAAGCCACAGCUCCAACGCCAUUCUCAACGGUCUGCUAUAAACGUGUUAUUAGUGAUAAUAUUUCCUGAUUUCUACUUCUUAUUGAACCGAUUUUCAGCUGUUUGAUCAAACUAAAGUGCAUGAGUCGCAUCAUACUGUUGCUUGAAGAAACUGACUAGACUGAAAAUUUUCCGAAAAAUUUGAGCAAUUUUUAAAAAAUGUUCAACUUGCAUGUCUAAUCUAAAAGUAAGAAAUUAGAUCGUUGAAAAUUUGCAUUGAAAGAGCCAGUUUUCCCUUGUUUGUAAUAAGCUUCGAGAAAAGGUGAAUUUUACGUGACAAUAUCCACUUUUACUAUAAUCAUUUAUAAGAAAACCUCAUUUCUUUGUUGUGGAUUUAUGUAUCAUCGUAUUUCAAUAAGCUAUUUCCAUAAACCUUAGCUUACAAACAGACUGCUUACCAUAUGUUCUCACAACCUAUUACCCAUAUCAUUUUAGAAUGAAAUUUAGUUUGGUUGUGGUUUGAAAUACUAAAAUUUAUAUACUAGUGUUCUGUGAUUUAGAAUAUAUGUAAACGACCCUCAUAGUCACUAAUUUUUAUGUAGAAUAGAUGGCAUGUAGCUAAAAGUAGAAUACAGGACGCGCGUUUUUCCCUAUUUAGGACUUUUCAGCGGAACGUACCUAUCUCUCAGAUCUGUUGUUCACUCCUGGAUGAUUUCUAAUGGAUUCAAACCAGUUCUAAACGGAUUCACAAACAACGUUACGUCUAAGUAAUUCAAGCUACCACUGACCUAUUGUAGAAUUGAUAUACUUACAGCUGAAAGAUCAUUGAGUAAUGACCACUAUCAUGUUUGUCUGGUCCUUAAGUACUGGUCAAAUUCGAUCAAGGUGAAAUGUAUAUAUGUAUAUACGAGGUCUUGUAAAUCAUGGAACAGUGUAUUCAGUUUACAUCCUACUUAACAUACUCUGCUUUUUAUUCAAACAAUCCUGAUUAUUUUAGUCUUUGACUAUUCUGUCGUCAUAUGCAUAAGAGUUAUUGUAUUAUUCAACCACUGUCAGGGAAGUUCUACUCACUGCCAUCUCAUGGUGGUGGUGUUGUUUACGAAAUUCAGAGAACGAAAAGGGAAUGUCCGGCGCUUUAACCGGGUUGGUGGGUAUGGAGGAUCCAUUUAGGGGAGAAGGGAAACCCUCAUUCCAAACCAGUGAUGCACAUGGGCUCCAGGAUCCUAAGGAAACAAAUGGCGUAUGAACCGAUUGUUGGUCAUCGGCUACCAUGGGACUGCAUCUUCCGAUGUUGCUCCACUGCCUUGUGGAUCAGACCAUUAGGUUGAAGGCUCCAGGUGCCUGUUUCGGUUUGAGCACUCGAGUAUCCAAGCUCUCACACAAAUCGAAUGAUUUAUGUAGCGCAUAUAUGUUUGGUGCUUCCUUGUACCAGUGUUUAUGUGUUUGAAUAAAUAAAAUAAAUAAAUGUUGUGUUAUCCAGUGUCAUGUGACGAUCUAAUAUUAGGUCAGUCUAAUGAACCCAUUUUGAUUGUCUAGAGAACAGAGUAAAGCUCAAUAUUUUGUACAAGAUUAUUAAAGUUGUCUCGUGAUUUUUACACUUAAAUAUUUCUUAUUUAAAAUUCUGUAAUUCUACUAUUCACUUUUCCUUGUAUUGGCUAUGUGUACGUUAUCACUAUUGAAAAUACCAAACGGGAAUAUUCAUCACAGAAAUCUUCCAACAUUAAUGAUUCUGUCGGCUGUUCGUCUUCAAUUAUUCCAGAUGAAGUUUCUUCACGUUUCAUACCCAUAGGAUCUUUUCUUUCAUCAAUACUUGAACCUAUUCCACAAGGUCAGGAAUUAGCAGUCGGUUCAAUGACUACUUCCACAGAUGAAUCAAAAUUCACCGUACAAAAUUAUCAUUCCUCUUCUAAUCAUCAUACAACAACAAAAUUGAAAAAUGAAGUCUGUUGCCCUUGUCGUUUAGUCAAUUCUCGUGUAACACAACAAAGAAAUUAUCCACGGGACACAGGACAAACAUGCAAUUCUACAACAUCAGUAACAACUAACAUAACAGAGACAAUCGCAAAGCAAACUAUUUCUUCAAACCGUCCUUUAAAUGUUCAUGGAUAUGGAGAUAAUCAUACAAAUAAUCGAGAUUCUGUUUCUUCAAGAUCUAGUUGGGCUCGUAGCAUAUUUGACCGUUUACGAGCUUCAUCAUUAACAUCAUCUACUAAUGAGUCGAAAGCAAAUCAUAAUUCUAAUGGUCAAAAUGAAUUUUUAUUUCGAUUCAAAGAGCACAAUAGUAACCAUAGUCAUAGUGUAAAUAUAUCAUCUGAUGUAAUUGAUCCCAGGCGUUUACCAAAAGCUCAUGGACCUGCAAGUAAUUGUUUGGAAUUUUCUAAACGACCUUUGCAAAAGUCCAAUAACCAUUUACAUUCGAAAUCGAUUCCAGUAUCUUCAACACAUGCUGAUUUGAUGUCUCCUGGUCUAUCGAAUUCGUUACAAUCUUCUAUCACCAAUAAUAAUCAUAAUAAACACAGAAAACGUAUUCGCUGGUUCAGUCAUUCAACUUCAUGUGAUACUGGACCUGGCGAUCCAACUUUAGGUUCAGCAAAUUAUCAUUCACAAUUAAGUUCAUCAGUUGUAGAAGAAAUUCAAGGUGCAGUCAAUAUUUUAGCUGGUCGUCAGAUAUUUCCUAGUAGCAUCGCUUGUUCUCGUCCAGGAAUCCGUGUGAAAAGCGCCUCUGAAUCAGAGCAUUUACUAGUUAUUAGUAAAUCUCUGUCCAAUUCAAAAGAGGAACUAUCCCCUUCAUCCUUUGGCCAUUUUGAUGAAAACCACGUUUAUACCACGUUAUUUCGUCAUAGUACAUGCUACGAUGUUUUACCGGGGAGUGGAAAGUUAGUUAUUUUAGACUCUCGUUUACCUACGUUACGUGCAAUAUGUGCUCUAUUGGAUAAUGGAGUUAUGGCGGCACCAGUUUGGUGCAGUGAAACUCAAUCAUAUAUGGGUAUUUUUUCUCAAGAAUUAGCUUUAGAUAUGAUUGGACAUUUACAUUAUAUAGAAGUGAUUAAAAGUGGUAAUUCAGAUAUUCAAACAUUGUCGUCUUCAAGUGUUGCUGACACAUCAACCACAACAAAUUCCUCAUCGUCUGGAUUCUUCUUUUCUUCGUUCAAUGCAAAUCUUUACGGAUGGGGUGCAAAACAAUUAGGGGAGGUUUAUAAUUUUAUGUAUAGUCGUCCUGAUCGUCAGCUUUCUUCAGAUCUAUUUGUAUAUCCUCAUUACUGUUUACAAAAGGCACUUCAUCGACUAUUUCAUCAUAAUCAUCAUUAUCCUGAACAAUAUCGUCCAUAUCACCAUAGUCAACAUCCACACCAUCAAGAUAGUCUUUCUCAUCAUGAUACUGUACUCAAAUCCAAAUUUUCCAACACUCGUGGUCAUCGUUGUUCAUAUCCUAAUAACUCUACAAAAAUGCAAAUGAAUGAUAAUCCAAAUAAUAAAUUCAACCAGCAGUCUCCCAGUGUACUUCCAAGUCAAUCCAGUCAUUCAUCAUCAAGACUGAGUUUUUCCGAAGAUAAUGGUACAGUAUUCCUUUCGUAUUCUCCACUACUCGGUUCACGGUCACCUGGUUACCAAACAUCUAACUCCAAAAAAUCAGAUGAUGCAAUGUCAGGUGUUACAUCAGAGGAUUUCGAAAGAGCAUCGUCUAAAUGUUGUCCUCUUUCUAACCCAACCUCACUGUACACAUCACUUGUAUCUUAUCUAAUUGUAAUUGAUAAUCAUAGUGGAAAUGCGCUUGGUAUGUUAUGUGCUGAUCGUUUACUGGCAUAUUUACGUUUACGGGUAGAUGAAUUGCCGAAUACAGGUCGGAUGAAUGUUCCAAUCGGUUCUAUUCAUGGUCUUCGUUGGACUGAACGACACACAUCAAAGAAACCAACAGUUACUAAAGUGAGUUCAACAUACUCUUUAUCAUCACAUCAGACUACAGAAGAAUGUUUACAAUUUAGAGAAAUUCCUGUUUUACACCCAAAUGAUCGAGUUCGUGAUGCUUUGCAUGUGCUAACUAGUUGGUUACCACAGUUACCAUGUCUUCCACUUGUACAUUAUCUGGAUGAUAAUCAGUCCCAGUCGAUUGAUCAGAUUAGUUUUAUUUCGCCUGGUGAUCUUUUGAAUUUCAUUAUCUGUUCCACUUCGGAUACUGUACUCAAUGAACCAAUUAGUCAAAUUAUUGAGAAGAAAUCCGUACACUGCCCUUAUCAACAACAAUGUAUUUGUUUCGUCACGGAAACUGUUGAUGUUGUAUUAGAUCGCAUGUUCCGACUUAAAACACCUUGUUUGAUAAUGUUUGAUACACGAAAAAAUAGCGCGUCGUGCACUGUAGCAAUUAAACCAUUCGGUAGACCUGUUGGUAUGGUUACAGCUAAAGACAUAUUACAUACAGUUAUUUUAGGCCAUCGUCAUCAUCCUUCUUCUUUACAUUCACAUCCAUCUCAUCACAUUGGUGACUCUGUGAAUACAAGUCAAAACAUGUCCGAAGAUGAUAAUAUUCCAUAUCGAAAUAAAUUACGUGACAAUUAUAAACGAACUGUUUCUUUCGAAUCCGGCGUUCUGUCAUCUAGCUGUCAAGAUGGUUCAGAAAAUAUAUUUGAUGCAUCGAGUGGUCAAGUUAAAUUGGAACAUUCUGAAGAGAAGUUUUCACGAUCUCCUUCAUUUGAUUCACUUCCUUCAAGUGGAACAUUUUCCGUAUCUAGUUCCAAUUCCGAAGUGGUACAUUCAUUAUCCAAUGAACAUUUCACAUCAGCAUGUACUGAUACUGUUACAAGACGUGAUCAUUGUAAUUGUACAUGUCAUCAUCAACCAUCUGCCAUUUUCGAUAAUCAUCAACAUCAGCAAUCUCAUCACUUUAAAGUUACUCAAAGUUCUGUAAAUCCAUCAGCUGAUUUUCUUGAUAAAACUCACAAUCAAUCACUACAUGGUUCAGGUGAAGAAUGGUGUGCUGAUCGACGAUCUUCUGUACCAUGUACAAUAAAAGCGAAUAUGAGAGGAAAUCUUAAUAUUUCAGAGAAUAAAAGAAAGUCUGUUCCGGUAGUUAACUCAGAUCGAUCGAAACACUUAACUGUUUCCAAUCCUUACAUACAGAAUAAAAAUGAUUUAAACAGUUCACUACAGUUAAUCGACAACAGUUUCACUGAAAUCAAUGAAUCGAUUGUUGGCGAUAUUUCUGUUCAAUUGAAUAAUAAUAAUAAUCCUAAGAAUAAACUGGAUAAAAUUGUCACUCAAGAAGAAGAUGAUACUGUUUUCCCAAUGGAUUAAAAGAAUUUGAUUGAUUCUAUUCUUUGUUGGUUUAUUUGAAACAAGAUAGCGAUAACAGCGCAACCACGAUUGAAUAUGAUAUUGAUACUAGUUAUUUGUAUUAAUUGAGGGUUGUUGCACUUCAUUUUUAUUUAAUAAAUUAAAUAUGAUAACAAACCGUUUACAUCUUUGUAGUACCUAUUUGCCUUCAGAAAUCUUAUCAGUUUUUCCAUUCUUCCAUAAUAUAUGUACAUGGCUUUAGAAAAUAGAAUACACAAACUGCUGAAUAAUGAUAUGUACAUUCAUAUAUAUUCUCCGGUCGUGAUGAAAACACAUAUUACAUACAUCAGUCUAUGUAUAAGCAACAUAUUCUUUUACUAUUGUGUUUCUUUAGUUAACAGAAACAUAAAUAGAUGUUCACCACUGGCCUAUAAUUACCAGUUUUGUGGUUAAAUAUAACUCAAUCGAACAGUUUAGUCUUUUUUAUGUAUGUAUUUCAUGUAUUUUCAUUUCUUUUAUAAAAAUCAUGAUUUCUAAUAAAAUGUAAUUGGUAAAUCCGAU